AUGUAUUCAUUCACAAAAGAAGCGAUCGAGUCCGAUGUGCAUGCUACCGAUGACCUCCAGUAUGGAGAUUACCAGGAUCCAGUGACCGAUCGACCGUCAGGUCCAAAAGUGGGGGAGCUGAACUUCGACGAGUCGACUCGAGGUGGACUUGGUCGACAUCUGGGAAUAUGGUCAACGAUCUUCCUUAUUGUCGGUCGCAUUAUUGGCACGGGGAUCUUUUCAACGCCCUCAUCGGUCACAAAGAGCGCGGGCAGUGUUGGCGCAGCCUUGCUUCUAUGGGUCUUGGGUCUUCUUCUCGCCGGCGCCGGUCUGUGUGUGUGGCUAGAGCUGGGAUGUAUGUUCCCACGCAGUGGAGGAGAGAAGGUUUACCUCGAAGCGGCCUAUCGCAAGCCAAAGCUCUUAAUCACUGUCAUUUUUGCGGUUCAAGCUAUCGCGCUCGGAUUCACAGCCUCUGGGUGUAUUGUCUUCGCUUCCAAUAUAAUCGUGGCAGCAGGGAGAACUGCGACAGAUUGGGAGGAGCGAGGCAUCGCAAUCGGCGUAAUUGUAUCGAUCACUCUUCUGCAUACAUUUCUUCCAAGCUGGGGUGUCCGAGGCAUGAACAUUAUGGGAGUGUAUAAGGUCAUCCUUCUUUUGUUCAUCGUUGUCACUGGUUGGGUUGUCCUCAGUGGCCGUGUGUCGAGUGUAACCGAUCCCUACGCCAGUUUCCAUAACUCAUUUGAAGGAUCGUCGACAUCAAGCAACAUGUACGCGACAGCUUUAUUCAAGGUUCUGAACUCGUACGCGGGAUGGUCAAAUGCUGCAUAUGUGCUGAACGAGAUUCGGAAUCCUGUUCGGACCCUGAAGAUCGCCGCUCCAAUCGGACUAUUCAUCUGCGGUGCGAUGUAUCUCUUGGCGAAUGUGGCAUACUACGCAGCUGCCACACCAGAGGAGAUCACAGCUAGUGGUACCACCGUCGCUGCGUUCUUUAUGGGAAAGGUCUUUGGCAGUGCAGCCGAACGCGCCAUUGGUGUGCUGGUUGCAAUCUCAGCAUUCGGAAACGUCAUGACCGUCACUUUUGCACAGGCAAGAGUGAACCAAGAACUUGCAAAAGAAGGGGUCGUCCCAUUCCCCAAGUUCUGGGCAUCGACCUGGCCAUUCGGCUCCCCUUCAUCCGGCUUGCUGCUGCAUUUCAUCCCUUCGUUCAUCGUUAUCGUGGCAAUCCCAUUCGGCGAUGCGUAUGACUUUAUUCUUGAUCUUGAAGGUUACCCAUCAAGCGUUAUCAACUUCUUGGUUGUUGUGGGGUUGUUCUAUCUUCGGUGGAGCGCGGCAGACGUUCCUCGGCCGUUCAAAGUCUGGUGGCCUGUCGCUCUAUUUUUCAUAGCAGGUCAAGCAUUCCAGCUUGUCGCACCUUUCAUCAGGCCACCCGGAGGGAAGGGUGACACUUCGCUCCCGUACUGGCUGGCAUCUGUGGUUGGUAUCGUAAUUUUAUUUGCGGGUGUCGUUUACUGGGCGAUUUGGCAGAUAGUUCUGCCGAGACUUGGCAAGUACAAGCUGGAGCCAAGGCAUGAGGUGUUAUCUGAUGGAACUACUGUCGUGGUUUACGAGAAGCAUAAAAGUCUUUAG
Molecule: messenger RNA, 1602 nt
Organism: Penicillium maclennaniae
Lineage: Eukaryota; Fungi; Ascomycota; Eurotiomycetes; Eurotiales; Aspergillaceae
Exons: 5
Coding region: 1-1602 (533 amino acids)
Biological process (GO): amino acid transmembrane transport
Cellular component (GO): membrane
Molecular function (GO): L-amino acid transmembrane transporter activity
Source: RefSeq, a predicted model, not a curated record